Messenger RNA from Sorex fumeus (smoky shrew), 1150 nucleotides. Its product is annotated as cyclin-Y-like. NCBI's taxonomy places the organism in Eukaryota, Metazoa, Chordata, Mammalia, Eulipotyphla, Soricidae. Gene Ontology annotation, cellular component: plasma membrane; cytoplasmic cyclin-dependent protein kinase holoenzyme complex. Gene Ontology annotation, molecular function: cyclin-dependent protein serine/threonine kinase activator activity. The record is from RefSeq and is a predicted model, not a curated record. Gene Ontology annotation, biological process: regulation of canonical Wnt signaling pathway; regulation of protein kinase activity.
AUGGCCGGUGGGGUGAGCCGGCUCUGGGGCCGUAGUCCAGCGAACCCCAGUGCUCCAGCGCCGCCGCUGCAGGGCACCUUCGCGGCGCGGGGAGGGCGAUCUGGGCUCCCCGAUGGAGCCGCGGCCACUAGUGUCCUGCCUGCCGGCGCCCAUGGCGCGGCCCCGCAGCCGCCGCCCUCGCCGCCACUCCCGCUGCUACUGCUGCUGCUGCCUCGCAAGGACACGGGCGGCAACCUGCAGCACAUCAGCGGUGGAGAGAACAUCGACAAUUUGAACAUAGAAUUCAAUCCUACAGAUCAUCGGGCGAGCACAAUAUUCCUCAGUAAAUCUCAGACAGACGUGAGAGACAAACACCUCUUCGUUAACCAUCAUCCUCCAGGACAGAUAGCAAGAAAAUACAACUCCUGCUUCACUAUUUUCCUAGAUAACACAGUCAGUCAACCAAACCUCAAGUAUAGAAUUAAAUGUGUAGCUCUUGCAAUAUAUUAUCACAUCAAAAACAGAGAUCCAGAUGGAAGGAUGCUCUUAGAUAUUUUUGAUGAAAACCUUCACCCUUUUUUGAAAUUGGAAGUGCCACCAGAUUACGACAAACAUAAUCCAGAGCAGAAGCAGAUUUACAGGUUUGUUCGGACACUGUUCAGUGCUGCUCAGCUGAAGGUUGAAUGUUCCAUUGUCACCCUGGUUUACCUUGAAAGAUUCCUAACGUAUGCAGAGAUCGAUAUAUAUCCAGCCAAUUGGAAGCAGAUUGUUCUAGGGGCAAUCUUGCUGGCCUCCAAAGUGUGGGAUGACCAGACUGUGUGGAAUGUGGAUUACUGCCAGAUGCUAAAAGACAUCACGGUGGCAGACAUGAAUGAGCUAGAGCGACAGUUUCUUGAAUUGCUCCAGUUCAACAUCAAUGUUCCUUCCAGUGUUUAUGACAAGUAUUACUUUGAUCUUCGUUCUCUGGCAGAAGCAAACAACCUGAGCUAUCCCUUGGAGCCCCUGAGCAGGAACAGGGCUCACAAGCUGGAGGCCAUCUCUCAUCUCUGUGAGGACAAGUACAAGGACCUGAGGAGACACAUAAGGAAGUGGUCAGCAAGUGCUGACAAUCUGACUCUGGCCUGGUGGUCCCCGGCUAUCAUCUCCUAACCUUGGUUGUCCCUGGGGGAGA